Molecule: messenger RNA, 3520 nt
Organism: Juglans regia (Persian walnut)
Lineage: Eukaryota; Viridiplantae; Streptophyta; Magnoliopsida; Fagales; Juglandaceae
Product: beta-amylase 7-like
Exons: 12
Coding region: 1069-3165 (698 amino acids)
Biological process (GO): polysaccharide catabolic process
Molecular function (GO): beta-amylase activity
Source: RefSeq, a predicted model, not a curated record
UAAUACCCCCCCUAAAUCUCGUGCACUUCACACGUGUGACACGUUCCGGUCUCACGUCCGUACUCUUCGCUUUCCCUCGCUAAUACACACGCCUCGUUCGUGCCAAACCCUAACCUCACACACUCGCACAGAGACACGCUCGCCUUCCGCCCCGCACACGCGCGAAACCCUAGCCCUCGCAUGCUCGCACGCUUUCUCACUCAACUCUCUCUCUCUCUCUCACCGGCCGGACUUGACCGUUGUGCUCGCCGGAUAAUCCCACGCCUCUAGCGCUCCCUCGUUUUUUGAUCUCUCCGAACUCCGGCUUCUGUGUUUGAAACCACGCCGGACGCCGGUCGCCGGAAUUCGACCUUCUCGGCCGUGAAUUCUGCGUAAGUUUUGGUUUUGGAGUUAAGAACGCGGAUCUGGUUGAGGGUGCUCUAUUUGAGCUUUGAUUGAUGACUAAAAGGUUGAAAUUCUUGGAGAAAAAUAGAGAAUUAACGGCUUGUCGAGUCGCUGGAACUUGAUUAUCCGUGUUCACGCUGACAUGAGAAGGAGAUCGAAUUUUCUUUUCCUUUUACAUUUUUUUUGGCUUUUUGGUAUUGUACAGUUAUAGAGUUGAGCUGAAACUCCGUUUAGUAUGGGAUAAAUUGAUGGAAAAGUGAACGAUAAGCUCAACUUUGUGAAGUCACUCAUUUAAUCUGGGUUAUUUAUUUAUUUAUUGUUUUUUUUAUCACAUAAAUUAUAACCGUGAAAGAUAUCGUCAUUUUAGUUUUUAUUAGGAUCAAUAUGAUUUGGCCUUCAGGGACGACUCGGAUGCUGAAACCUGUCUUUUGAGAGGCUAGGAGCUGCCAUGGGGACAAAAGUGUUUCAUUUUCUCUUUUGAGAUGUGAUUAAUCUGAAGUUCCCAGUUGCUGCCAGAAAACUAUAGAAUCUGCCUGGCACAAAGUUAUUCCAACUAUGUUGCUGCAGUGUUUGAACAUUUCUAGUCAUCUCAUUGCAAAUGUUAAAAGUUGAGUUGCAAUGGAGGCUUUGCAGCAGAAGUAUUAAAAAUAUACUUGCUAAUGAGCUGAAAUUGGAGGGGAGAUAAUGGCGACUGACAUGCAGAAAUUGAUUGGUACGAGUGAAGAAGAUGAUGAUGAGGAGAUGGAUAUGGAUGUGAAAGAAGAGGACGAUGAUGAAGAAAAUGGAGACAAGCAUGCUGCACCAGUGAUGGUAGGGGUUGGAGGGAUGGUGACUGGUAGUAGUAAUAACCAGUUUCAACACCACAACCAGCAAACUCAAGACCAAGUGGGCACCCCAGGUGGAGGCACUCGGAGGUGUAGGCCACUGGAAGAGAAAGAGAGAACCAAGCUAAGAGAGAGGCAUAGGAGAGCGAUUACUGCAAGGAUCUUGGCUGGGCUACGGAGGCAUGGCAACUAUAAUCUUAGAGUCAGGGCUGAUAUCAAUGAUGUAAUUGCAGCUUUGGCAAGGGAAGCUGGAUGGGUUGUUCUUCCGGAUGGAACCACCUUUCCUUCAAGAUCUCAGGGCUCAAGGCCUGUCGGUGGUGGUGCUGCUGUGGUGACUUCAUCCCCUUCCCAAAUGGUGUCACAACACUCUCCAUCUGCUUCUGUUAGAGGAGUCGCUUCUGGUUACCAGUCCUCGGUAGAGUACAACGCAGGUCGUAUGAAAGGUGUUUAUAUUCCAAGCUCAUCACCUUAUGAUCUAUCUUCCAGUGCUCGAUCUCAUACUUCAUCCCUGGUGGGAGAUGUGGGAGAACCAAUUGAAAAUCAUCCUCUUAUUGGUGGCUCCAUUAACAGCAUUGAUGACAAGCAGAUUGUUGACCUACCCUCGAAGUUACUUGAACGUAAUUUUGCUGGAACCACUCACGUUCCUGUUUAUGUGAUGCUACCACUGGGUGUCAUUAAUAUGAAGUGUGAGCUGGUUGAUCCAGAUGAUCUCCUAAAGGAGCUAAGGGUGUUGAAAUCGAUUAAUAUUGAUGGUGUUGUGGUUGAUUGCUGGUGGGGCAUAGUAGAGGCACAUUCUCCUCGGGAGUAUAACUGGAGUGGUUACAAGAGACUCUUUCAGAUGGUGCGUGAGCUUAAGCUUAAGUUACAGGUCGUGAUGUCAUUUCAUGAAUGUGGGGGCAAUGUUGGUGAUGAUGUUUGUAUUCCAUUGCCACAUUGGGUGGCAGAAAUUGGUCGAAGCAAUCCCGACAUAUUUUUCACUGAUAAAGAGGGAAGACGCAAUCCUGAAUGUCUCUCAUGGGGAAUAGACAAGGAACGGGUUUUAAGGGGUCGAACUGCAAUUGAGGUUUACUUUGAUUACAUGAGAAGCUUCCGGGUAGAAUUCAAUGAGUUCUUUGAGGAUGGCAUCAUUUCCAUAAUUGAAGUUGGACUUGGACCAUGUGGGGAGCUACGUUACCCAUCUUUUCCUGUAAAGCAUGGUUGGAGAUAUCCUGGUAUUGGUGAAUUCCAGUGCUAUGAUAGGUACAUGUUAAGAAGCCUGAAGAGGGCAGCAGAAGCUAGGGGACACUCGUUAUGGGCAAGAGGACCAGAUAAUGCUGGUUCCUAUAAUUCCAGGCCUCAUGAAACUGGUUUCUUUUGUGAUGGAGGUGAUUAUGAUGGCUACUACGGAAGGUUCUUCCUCAAAUGGUAUUCUCAGGUUUUGGUUGAUCAUGGUGAUCGUGUACUUCACCUGGCAAAGUUAGCUUUUGAGGGGACCUGUAUUGCUGCAAAGCUACCGAGCAUUCACUGGUGGUACAAGACAUCCAGUCAUGCUGCUGAAUUAACUGCUGGGUUCUAUAAUUCUUGCAAUCGUGAUGGUUAUGCUGCAAUUGCAGCUAUGCUCAAGAAACGUGGAGCUGCUUUAAACUUCACAUUUCCUUUAGUACAAAUGUUAGACCGUCAUGAGGACCUCUUGGAGGCAUUGGCUGAUCCUGAAGGCUUAGUUUGGCAAGUGCUGAAUGCUGCCUGGGAUGUUUGCAUACCAGUUGCAAGUGAGAAUGCACUUCCUUGUCUUGACAGAGUUGGUUAUAACAAGAUAUUAGAUUACGGGAAGCCUACGAAUGAUCUAGAUGGGAGGCAUUUUUUGUCCUUUACCUACCUUAGACUUAGUCCACUUCUUAUGGAACAACAAAACUUCGUGGAAUUUGAAGGGUUUGUCAAGAGAAUGCACGGGGAGACAGUUCAUGAUCUCCAGGCAUAGUGGGAUGGAAGAAGCAGCCUCUCCAGAACGUGUAUUAUUUAUCUCCCCCACAAAAACUUUGGGGUUACUGUAUUGCAGAUUAGGAGAAUAUUAUUCGUAGUUGCUAUUAUCUAUAACAGGUAAUUGACAACUAGGCUGGGCUAAUUUUUUAGUCAAACAAAACAGAGCACAGCCAAGAUGUAAAAGUAAACUAUACUGUUCUUUUUUUUUUUCUUUUUUGGCCAAGAUUUAAAAGUAAUCUAUACCUAGAUGUAACACAAUCCCUUGUGAAUGCAUCAUGCAGAAUCUUCAUUAGAUCAUUGAGUUGUGCUAUCUAACAUAGCUUAUGUUUGUUAACCUGAGUAUAUAUUCAAUA